AUGCCUCGAUCUGCUGAGUCGAGUAUUGGCCUUAAAAUCAACAUGGGAGGCAUUAAUUCCCAACAGGACAGCGGAAAAGAGGCCUCCAACGUGUCCUGUAUGCUCAUGGCCGCUGUUGUGUCUCCUCCAGAUGCAGUUCCAAAGGAUGAAGUAUCAUGGAUUGAUAAUCAACUCUUUGACUCAGCUUUGGAAGAGAAGGCUGAAAUAGUUAGCAUUGAUGUAAAGCGCGCCACAAGUAAGGGAGAUAAUUUUCAAAGUAGCCUUUACCGAACACGAGUGGAAUACCGAAUCCCGGGAUCCGAUGCAAUAGUCGUCAAGGAUUUCAUUGUCAAAUCGCUUCCACCAGGAGAAUUCAUGCAAAUGUGGAUUCUUCAAUCAGGCAUUUUCAGAACGGAAAUAUCAGUCUACAGCAAAGCUUUACCGAACAUGUACACUUUUGCUGAUUCCCGACUUGGAGAAACAUUCAAAAAGUUUACUCCUCGUUUCUACCAGACAACGCGACCAAACACGUUGGUACUUGAAGAUCUCAAAGCUCAGAAAUUUACAAUGGUGCCAAGAAAGGAUCGGCUUGAUUACACACAUGCAAAAUUAGUCUUAUUGUACUUGGCUCGCUUCCAUGCGUUAUCUAUCGCGUACAGUGCAUCACACUCUGAUUUUUUCUCUGAUUUCGAAGAGACCAUGUUUUCUGAAAAAUUCCGUCAAUUUUUUGAUCAAUUUUUUCCGCCAAUUGCUGGUACCUUGAUUGCUGCAGUCAAGUCUUGGGAUGGCUUUGGUGAUAUAGUUAAAAAAUUGGAGAGAAAUCAGUCAAAAUUUGUGGAUAAAUUGUUAGAGGUAUGUAAACCUGCUGAGAAAUUUACGAACGUUCUCGUUCAUGGUGACUGCUGGAUGAACAACAUAUUAUUUGAAUAUUCUGAGUCGGGAGAACCUAUAGACCUGAGGUUUGUUGACUUCCAAGCGUCAAGGAAGUCUUCUCCAGCUAUCGAUCUGCACUACUUCCUUUUCACGAGCCUUCAAAAUGAAGUGCGAAAUAAAAAGUUUGAUGAUCUGCUGCAGAUUUAUUGCACCGAAGUUGCAAGGUUUGCAAAACAGCUUGGUUACAAUGAAUCUAUCUUCACUUACGAUGAGCUCCGUCAAGAGAUGGAUCGAACACUGUUUUUUGGAUUCAAUUCAGCAAUAACUACAAUGGCCGGUUUGCUGGCCAAUCCUGAUGACACUCCCGACAUGAAAGAUAUGACACAGGAAAAACUGGAAAAAGGAGAUGUUCAAAUAUUCAACAAAACAUAUGAAAAUCCUGUAUUCCGAGAGAUAUUCCAAGAUUUGUUACCGUAUUUUGACAAACAUGGUGUGUUCGACUAGAUAUCUUUUAUUUUACUCAGAUAUAAUUCUAAAUGUUCUGCUUAUACAAUUAUUUAAAAAUAAAAACUAACAUAAUGUUGAUAGUGCUUACAGCUGAUUAUGUAUUGAAUGUUCAGUUUCAAUGAGUAAAAUGAUUAUGGCGACUUGACACUCUUCAUAAUUUUACAUUACAACUGUUAGUUAAGAUACAUAUGAAACGAAUGGGAAUAUAACAAAAGCUACUUUACGCACUUAAAAUAUUAAAAAAAUAUUCAAAGCUAUAAGUGUACUUCGACGACUAAAUAAAAGUUAUGCUUUAAGUGACAAUGUGCUUUAAUAUGUAUCAGAAAUAUUUUGUGUAAUAUUUUGUGUUAAUUGUAAUGUAUUUUUAUUUUAUUGUUUUUUAUUUGUCAAAUAAUUUUCUUUUUUUUCUUCCAAUAUAUAACCAUUACAAAUAUCCUCCCGAUACAUAAAAAUAAAUAUUGCUAAUACAUCGAUCCAGGAAGAUAAACUUUUAUUUAUUUAGGUUCGAAAUUUAUGUAUAUUACACUUGAUGAUCAGAUACUACUAUAACAUUACGAAUAUAAUUUCAUCAUUCGCAUGUUCAUCCUAAAUUUAAAAAACAAAUCCUUCUAAGACUGUUGUCGAUUUUCAUUAUUCACAUGUUUCGCACUAAUAUAAUUUUAUGUAUUAAUGCUUCUAUGUCAGCCUGACAAUAAAUAAAUAAUUUAUUAUGAAG
This is a messenger RNA of Gryllus bimaculatus (two-spotted cricket), 2074 nucleotides long. NCBI's taxonomy places the organism in Eukaryota, Metazoa, Arthropoda, Insecta, Orthoptera, Gryllidae. The record is from the annotation of a GenBank genome assembly.